Messenger RNA from Papilio xuthus (Asian swallowtail), 963 nucleotides. RefSeq names its product FSHD region gene 1 (gene FRG1). The record is from RefSeq and is a predicted model, not a curated record. Bases 135 to 929 code for a protein of 264 amino acids. Gene Ontology annotation, cellular component: striated muscle dense body; catalytic step 2 spliceosome; nucleolus. The transcript is spliced from 6 exons. Gene Ontology annotation, molecular function: actin filament binding. Lineage: Eukaryota; Metazoa; Arthropoda; Insecta; Lepidoptera; Papilionidae.
AAUUGACAAAUUGACAAGAAUUAGUGUCAUGUCAAUUUGUCAAUGUGACAGUAUCAAUAUUAACCGUGAGCGAGAUAUAAAUUUAUAAUUAUUUCUUAUUUGUUUCUCCUAACUCUAUAAUUUCAGAUCGAACGAUGACUGAUGAGUAUGCAGCUGUUAAAAGGGGGAAGUUGGUUUUGAAGGGAGACAAACCCAAAGCAAAAAAACGCAAGCAUAAGAAAGGUGGUAAAGAGGAUGAAACAAGGGUGGACGAGGACUGUGUCAAGCACGGCGGGUGGUGGAGAGUCACAGCAGCCGAAGAGAUCACGGGAUCUGUAGCCAUUGAGUUUGGAAGAAACACCUACGUCUCUGCUCUAGAUAAUGGCUUGUUCACAAUAGGGGCACCACAUGAUGAUGGUGAUGGUCCAUCACCUGAAGAGAUAUUCACUGCAUUCCCCGCCGGAGACAAUAAGUUUGCACUCAAAUCAGGCUACGGCAAAUACCUUGGAGUCACAAAGGAUGGAAUGGUAGUCGGAAGGUCUGAUGCCGUAGGUCCCAUGGAGCAGUGGGAGCCUGUUUUCCAAGAUGGUCGCACGGCGAUCCUGAGCGCGCUCAACAAGUUCGUGUCAGUGGAUGAGGCGGAGGAUGCGGUGGUGGCGCGGCUCAGCGGCGCAGACGAGCGCGCGUACUGCGCCGUGCGCUCCGCACGCCCGCGCGCCGCCGCCGCCGCCGCCGCAGACAGUGCAGACGGCGCGGACAGCGCGGACACAGGCGACCUCACCACGCUCGAACUCAACUACGUAAAGAAAUAUCAGAAGUUUCAAGACAAGAAGAUACGCGUGGCGGAGAGCGACGCGGGUGCGCUGGCGGAGGCGCGGGCGCGCGGGGUGCUGCACGAGGCGCUGCUGGACCGGCGCGCGCGCAUGAAGGCGGACCGCUACUGCAAGUAGCUGCGACACUCCGCACCGCUUUGUUACAAUUAAA